AAAUUUUCAUUUUUCAUAUUUUUUUUUUGUGCUUUCUGAAUACGAAAAGGGUUUACAUAAACCCUUCGUUCUUCUUCAUUUUUGCUUCCAUCAAAGAAACAACAAUGUCUUCCAAAGGACCUGGCCUCUUCUCCGAUAUCGGCAAAAAAUCCAGAGAUAUUCUCACAAAAGAUUACAACUCCGAUCAAAAACUCACUAUCUCCUCCUCCACCAACUCCGGUCUUGAUUUGAACUCAACAUUAUUGAAGAGUAGAGGACUCUCUUCUGGAGAUGUUGCUGCUCAAUUUAAGCACAAUAACAAAACUCUUCAUUUCAAAGUUGACACUGAUUCAACUGUGUUGACAACAUUUAGUGCGACAGAUUUUGUGCCUUCUGCAAAAGUUCUUGCUUCUGUUCGAUUACCUGACUACAAAUCCGGCAAGAUUGAGGUUCAAUAUCUUCAUGAUCAUGCUGGUUUUACUGCUGCUGUUGAUUUAAAUCGAAAGCCUGCUAUUGAUUUUUCCGCGACAAUUGGUACUCCUGGUAUUGCGUUUGGAGCGGAAACCAGCUACUCUACACUUGUUGGCAACUUUACAAAGUAUAAUGCUGGAUUGUGCUUGAAGCUGCCAAGUUCCAGUGCUUCAGUACUUUUAGCUGACAAGGGAGACUCCAUGAAGGUAUCGUACUUGCGAGACCUAGAAAAGUUGAAUGGGGGAGCUAUUGUGGGAGAAAUUAGCAGAAGGUUCUCUACAAAUGAGAACACGUUGACGGUUGGAUGUUCGUAUGUGGUUGAUCCUCAGACAACUGUGAAGGCAAAGCUGAACAACCAUGGCAAUCUUGAGGCCGUAUUGCAACAUGAUCUUACACAUAAGUCAUUCUUGACAAUCUCUGGUGCCUUCGAAACAAAGGCAUUGGAAAAUAGUCCCAAGUUUGGUUUCUCACUUUUGCUCAAGCCUUAAAGGGAUUUAAAAUACGGACAAUAUGCUAAGUUACACUGUCACAUGUUCCUUCAAUUAAGUUGAAUGUGAUGAAGAAAGUUUACGAAAUUGAUAUCAAUUGUUGGUUUCAUGGUUGUUUUGUCCCUUUUUUCUUCAAAUGAUUGAUUGGUUGGAUAUCUGAAGAUUAGAAAUCCAUUGUCACUGUAUGAUUUAUAAACUAUUGAUAAUAUUUCUUUCUAAUUGAAAACUAGUUGGUGGAAGAAAUUUAAGCAAUUAUUAAUUUCGAACUUCCAAGUAUUCUGUGUAACUUAUGAAUUGUGUUCAGCUGCAUUUAUACAUUUCUUCCAGCUGUUGCUUCCUU
Molecule: messenger RNA, 1278 nt
Organism: Medicago truncatula (barrel medic)
Lineage: Eukaryota; Viridiplantae; Streptophyta; Magnoliopsida; Fabales; Fabaceae
Product: mitochondrial outer membrane protein porin 2
Exons: 6
Coding region: 105-938 (277 amino acids)
Biological process (GO): monoatomic anion transmembrane transport
Cellular component (GO): mitochondrial outer membrane
Molecular function (GO): voltage-gated monoatomic anion channel activity
Source: RefSeq, a predicted model, not a curated record